CUCUUCUUGAAAUCAAAAUGGCGGCGUUUUUGUGUAGUCGCUUGAAUUUGGUUGGAAAUUUGUACAGUUUUCCUAAAGUAUGUCAAUCGAUCCUUUCUGGAGGUAAGUAAAUAUCCAUUUAAGACCCUAAUAACAAAUACAACUUUAACCAGUGUUUUCCUCUUCAGGCAAUAACCGGUAACAUUUACCGCCUGUAGUACCUCUUAUUACCGGUUAACAUUGCUUGGAAUUCUUGAAAAUUCAACAUGUAAAAGUAUUGCUUUACCGGUUUAAAAAUUUAUUUAACCUUUCUUGCUUAAAAUAAGGGAGAACACUGAAUAUACACAACUGCCCAAGUCUGUAAGAGACAGUUUAGUUUAAGUGGGAAAAUCUGCGGUAGCCGAAUUUCCACUUAUUGUCACGGUGAAUAUACAACGAGACCUCUCUGGAAACUAAAAUUUUUACUUCGAGACACAAUUUUUUUUUGCCUUUUUAUUUUGCUUUCCAAGUUGAACAAGGAGCCCUGCAGUUGAUGAACAUUAGAAAUAAGUAUAUACCACACAGGUAAAUAAUGCCUUUUGCAUGAGCUGAUUGGUCAGUUUGGAAGUAAUUAGCAAAUGCUAUUCACUUCCGAACAGCCAAAGAGACCAAAUUGCGAGUCAAAUGUUUAAUAUCCAACCACUCUUUUGGUAUAUUGCCAGAAGUAAACUAAUUUUUCGGUGGUAUAUGCUAAAACAAUUAUUCACCCCAGUUUCAGUAAAAGUGGUGGAUAUUUACCUCCACUUCCCUCCCUUUCAACAUUGCUUAAUUCCAUUUCUGAUAAAGCAGCAGUGGAAAAGGUUGAUCUCUCAUCAAAAUGUUUAAUUUUUUGGAUGUCAAAACAACUCUUUUGCCAUAUAUUUCCCUAUAGCAACUUGCAAUGUUUGCCCCUUCUGUAUUUACCUGUGUAUAAUACGCACUUUAUUUCUAUAAAAAUAACCACCAACAUUGUGGUGCUUGUUAUACAUGGAUUCUAUUAUUUGUCAGGUGCGUCCUAAUUUGUUUAUGUUAAAAGCACAACAAAGAAAGUAACAAAAGUUUCAUAGGAACUGGUCUUUUUUAGCUUUGAUUCAAAUAAUCUACCUAUGAAAAAUUUGCAAUUUCAAUCCAUGAAAAAAAUCUAGUAGAGUAUAACAAACAGCUGACUAGAUAGAUAUCACAAUCACACCAUAUUAUUGUAAUCACAAGCAAUUAUGAAUUUGAUAUGGCAACAAAACUUAUCAUGGUUAUAUGUGAAAGCUACACCAUUUCUGAAAAACUCAGAAUUAUCCAGUUUGCAGAGCAGACUAGAUUUUUUGUAAAUACAAUGUAGAUUUUUGCUGAGCUUCGAUAUUGGUUAUAAAUAACUAAGUAGCAAAAGAUAUCAGUGUUAACGGUAUAGUAUAUUACUUGUUCUUGUUGUCUUAAUAAAUAAUUGUACAAAGAUUUGACUUGUCUUUUUUGUGGUGAAAACUUUCUUUCUGAAAAAUUUGGUUAAAAACAAGGGUAGAUAUGGUACUGGCAACUCGUUAGAUUUAAGUGUCAGAAUAGUUAUAGGUAAUAACAUGAUUCUGAGUGCAAUUUGGUGUUAGUUAGGUAUAGUAAAUUUUUCAAAGACAACAAAACUGCAUGAGCCUGUCAGAUGGGUGCAAUUUGUAGUCUUUGAAAAAUUUACAAGUGCUUAUUACACCAAAUUGCAUUCAAAUUCAUGCUAUUAUUUGUCAAUAAUGUACAUGAAAAAGUAGUUACAGAAAGACAAAACAGAUGAUUUUUAAAACGCCCAUACAGUAUUUGUAAUUUGCACUUGUGUUACAUGAGAAUGCACUAAUUUUCAGCCAAUCAGAAGUGCAUAAUUUUUGUCAUAUAUAUUAUUACAAGGAAUUUACAUUAGACAGUGCAAAUAAUUGAUGUUUAGGCUUUGGGAGUGAAAGGGUUAACUGUUGGACUCCUAUUUUUUUCAUGUAUAUUAUUACAAGGAAUUUACAUUAGACAGUGCAAAGAAUUGAUGUUUAGGUUUUGGGAGUGAAAGGGUUAACUCUUGGACUCCUAAGAGUGAAUAGCAUAUAAUUUCUCCUCACAUUACCACCCCAGAGUCAAACAUUUAAGUUACAAGAAUAAAGGAAAUGAUCACCAGCUAAAGAAGCCCUGGAUUCAGAAAGAAAUUCCCCUUGUCUGCAUGUUAGGAAAUAUAUAGAGAACAGUAUGGAGAAUGUGCAUACUGAUUGUAGGGUGUAAAAAGUUAAUGGAUUCCUUGAUUCUCCUUUUUCCUUGGACACACUUAGCUCUUCACUAUUUCUUUUCACUUGGAAAGGAUCUGUUUGCUGUGGAAACAUUAAACAGAAAGGGGAUAGUGGUGAUAUUCUUUGAUGCAGAAAAGUGAAAUUAUCACAUUCUGUUUUGACUUAGCACCAUUGGUGUCUGCUAGAAUCAAAUCUAAUGAAUGCCUGAGUUUUACUUUUUCACAGUCUGCUUUUGAUUAUCUAUAGAUUUCAAUCUUUAACUCCCAAGAUAUAAUUGUUGAUUCUCCCCUCUAACUGCUACAUAUUAUCUUGUCAACCAGUGAUGAGAAUUUCAUGUAAGAUCAAUUUUUACAACUUCUACCUUUGAGUAUUCUCAUGACCUGUUUGCUGGAUACCAUAUAGAUAUUUUUUGGGAGAAUUUACAUGCUAUGAGUUAAAGGGUUUAUAAUGAUGAAUACGAUUAGAGCAUAUCAGUGGGUCAGUGUUGUUUUUCAUUGUUAAGUUUCACUAAUCAAUAUCCUUCAUUAAAAUAGUUUUGAUUUUUGUUGAUAAACCCUUUAACUCCCAGAAUUGAUUACUAAGUAACUUCUCCCUAUAAUAUCUAAACAUUAUCCAGCAAACAGGUCAUGAGAAUAUUCAAACUUAUCAGGUUAAAGUUGUUAUCUUGAUCUUACACCAAACUCUUGUAACUUACUUACAAGGAAAUGUCUAGCAGCUAAAGGGGAGAAUUAACAAUCAGAUCUUGGGAGUUAAAGGGUUAAAAGCAAGGACUAACUUCUCUUUUUUGGUAUCUGGCUCUUUUCUGAAGGUUUUUGGGCAAGGUCAUUCAAGACUUCAACACCUCUGGAUAAAUUUUAUUUGAAACCAAACUACCUGAAGAAAUGGGGACGGAGAGACAUGAAGAGAAGAGAGUUGUAUGCAGAGCAUGAGAUGGAACGCACCAACUUGAGAUAUAUAAAGAAAAAUGAUAUUUUACCUUCUGUUAUUCGCAAGAAAGCUGCUGAAGAUCUGAAAAAACUGCCAAGGGACAGCUCAAUCUCAAGAGUUCGCAAUCGUUGUGUUUUGACUGACAGAGGGAGGGCUCUUGUUGGACGAUAUCGUGUUUCGAGAAUGAUGUUCCGUCACUAUGCUGACAAAGGUUUGAUGGCUAGUGUGCAGAAGGCAACAUGGUAA
Messenger RNA from Pocillopora meandrina, 3410 nucleotides. NCBI's taxonomy places the organism in Eukaryota, Metazoa, Cnidaria, Anthozoa, Scleractinia, Pocilloporidae. The record is from the annotation of a GenBank genome assembly.